Porites evermanni is the source of this 10987-nucleotide messenger RNA. NCBI's taxonomy places the organism in Eukaryota, Metazoa, Cnidaria, Anthozoa, Scleractinia, Poritidae. The record is from the annotation of a GenBank genome assembly.
CUGCCCUCAACAAGGAAAUCAAUCUCUUGUGCAUAGCGAAGUGAUUUAAACAGCUCUCUUCGGGAUGUAUUAGGUUUGAUGUCCUUUCCUACUUUUACUGAGACGAAAUUGAAGGAUCGGUCAAUCAUCGUUGUAUAUUGCCCUGCAAAAUUUAUCAAACUUGGGACAAGAAAAAUUCCUUUACAUUCAAAGUAACUACAUGGCAAUUUUUUCUUCCGCCGGUCGAUAUUCGAGUUCGUCUGUUCAAAUUCUGCGGAUAUACAAGUGGCUGAAACAACGCUGAACUACUUAUACAUAAGAUCAUAGAGCAACUUCGCUUCAGCUUUUGUCAAUCAAAUAAGUGCCUUUCUGACAUAAAAGCGGCCUGCAGUUAACGCAAUUUAUUACAUCGAGCUUUAAUCGACAGCAGAGCUAGCUCUCUGUCUUCAAUUAAUCAUACCAAUUAAGGAAACCGAGUCUCCAUGCAACACGCUGCAGACCCUCCAAUAUGGGUAAGUUCUUGAUUGUGCCUUUGUUUAAUACUUCUUGGGUAUAGAGCUAGAAAAAUUAUCGUAUAUUGCUUCUGCAAGCAUUUCUCUUACUAUUUCCGGGUGAAGUGAGCCAUGGCCUUAUGUGUUAUUCCAGAGUAUCAAUGCUUUAGAAACUUCCCGUUCCAGAGAAGUGGCAUGCGAAUGAAAAUAUUUCUUGUAUAGUUAAGAGGUGUGAGCUUAAGAAUUGUAAAAUCUUUUUCCGCUUGCUAUGUUUGGUUAUUUAUUCUGUUUAUUUAGAAGACUUCGAUUUCGUUGUCCACAGAUUGCAAGCGAGAAUUACAAUGUAAUAAACUUUUCGGUUUAUUUGCCCUUCAACAAUAUCGCAAUUUGAAGCUAAUCCAAUUUACUUGGAUCACUUUUCUUUCAGUCUGGAUUGUCUUGCAUUGUCACGUUUCCGUCAAAUAUACCCCAAAUAAUCACACACAAAAAAAGGUUAAAAUAAUAGAGAAGAAGGGUAUAAUUUAAAUGACAAUUUACGUAAAUUACAGGAAAAUUUGGCUCAUAACGAAGUUCAACAGGCUCUCCUCCCAAGGAUCUAAAUAUAAUGCAAGCUCUUUUUCGUCUGUUAUUUGAAGCGUUCAAUCUCCUGUUCUUUGAUUUUUUUUCUCUGCUCCUUUCUCUUUCUGGCCUCAGAAGUUUUAGAUUUUGAGCCAAUGUGGUAAGCACCCCGGUACUUAGCAAAUGCUUUGUCUAAAUCUUCAAUCAAGCGAUCAACAUCCUUCUCGAUACUAGAUGUUACAUAAUAACGUUUGUCAUUAUUGAAGCUGUGAUGGCAGCUCAGUCCAGUUUUGAGUUUACCAGUGUGGUGGGAGGGGGGGAAGGGGUUUUCAUAUACUCGCAUGAGCCCACAAUUCUAUUGGGUUAACUGCCGGGCACCCACUUAAUCAGUUUCAGUAUCUGCAUUGAGCAGAAGAAACUAUCGCGAAAAUCUCUGCACGAAUUUAAGUAUAAAAAAUCUUCUCCCGGAAAAGAAUGCGCGAAAAAGCCCAAAGCGGAUUCAAAUUAUUCUCGGUUCCCUGGCAAUUUAAUGUCCACAUGACAGUAUGUUUUGAAAAUUAUAGGGGCAGGAGCACUUAAACUAUACAGUCAAAAGUCGUUAGAGAGAACUUUGGUCGCCACGUUAAUUAUUUUUACCGUCAAUGAAUAACUACUUUGACGUCUCUUAAUGCAUUUAACACGAGGUGUAUAGACAAAGGGUGAAAGGUGAUUGAAAAAUACAUUGGAAUUCCACUUCACAAGAGGGAUAACAAUAUCAAGAAUUUUAACGAUGAACAGAAUCACAGCUUUGUGAUAUUUAUGAUAAUAAACAAAACUAGCAGCCACCUCAAUUUGCUUCUGCAAUAGAUACUAUAUUCGUUACAGAUUAUCCCGUCCAGCGGAGCCUGGAUCCGAGUCAUCAGCUGACAGAGAGUGAUAUCAACGAAAGUCAGCUCCCGGAGCAGAUUGGCCUUAAAUGGAAAGACCUUGCUAGAGAACUAGGUUUCCGUCAGAGUACCAUAAAUAUUAUCGAAGAAGAAAAACGUCACAUUACUAAGGAAUGCUGCGUAGAAUUUCUUGUACAGUGGAUACAUAACAAGGGAACAGACGCUACAGUUGGAAAAUUAAAAGAGGCUUUAGAAAGGAUAAAACUCAAGGACGUGGCUGAAAAUCUGAUCAGCGGUAAGCAAGAGAGAGAUACCGAAGUUUCUGUUUUUUAAAUGAGUAUCAUGUCAGUUGGCGAACGAAUUGCAGGCCAAUUUCUUGCAAAUUAAGCAUUUUUUGCUACUGGUGUGAUCUUUCUGCUUUGACUGCUUAGAAGUGUCAUAGUUUCUCACGGCAGUUCAAUCAGUUCUACCACAGCCUCUAGACCCUUUUGUAACUGGGAGGCAAUCUGGUAAGAUAUUCCUCUUAGACUGGUCAUGCUCAACAUUCAUUUUUGUCUGUUAAUAAUUUGCUUUGUAGUUCUGUUUUUGAACAAGGGCGUUUUAAUGCCCUCUGUAAAUUAUUUCCGAUUUGUAGUAGUUGAGAGAUCAAACUUCGUUUUUAUAUUGGCCAACCUGAAACCUGGGUUGAUUGAUCUAAUUCCAAAUAAUGCGAGUUCCAUCAAAAAGACUAAAUAGCCACUCUUUGCAUGCUUACAAUCUGUUCACUUUGCUUUCCAUGUUCGUCUUUGUCCACCAAAAUGCUUCUUCUCAGCUCGCCUCAUAUAAAGUAUAACUCAUGAAAGUCUUGGAUUCUAGAUUGCACGCUGUGAAUUCCAGAUUUCUUGUCAGUCAGUGGAACUUGAAAGCCGGAUUCCAAUCGUUAACGGGAUUCCGGUUUCUUUGUGCUGAAUUACGGAUUCCAAAGCCCAGAGUUCCAGUUUCCACUUGCAAAAAUUUUCCGGAAUACGGAAUCAGGAUUACCAUAAUUCUGGGAGUAAUUCAGCCGUAUUCACAAUACGUACGAAGGAGCUGGGAGAUUAUCAUUAAUUAAAUGCGCAGGAUUUUAAAUAGAAUCGCAUAAUUGAAUAAAAUCUCGCACUCUGAUUGGCUAACGAAGCGGGGUAUUUGUAUCGGUAAUAGCAUGAUUUGUAGUGAUAUUUGGCAUAAAUACCAUGAGUGAUAUUUCGAAAUUGUUAUACGUAAUUUCACGAGCCGUUAGGAGAGUGAAAUUUGAGACAAUUUUGAAAUAUCACGAGUGGUAUUUAUGCGAAAUACCACGUACAAAUCAUGCUAUUAUUUGUUUAUACUACUACCCACAAAAGGUUUGUAAUUUUCACAUGUAGGUAUUUCAAAUUAAGCCGAAAUACCACUGCUCUAAGCCAAUCAAAUUGCAGAAAUUUCUCAUGUAGUAGUAUAAAGCGUGGAAUUGCGAGUUGAAAACGAGGCUAAGUGAUAUUGUUUCGCACUUACAUAUACUUAAAACAACUAUCGUCACAUUGUAACACAACAACUGAAAAAACGUUUUUCUACAAUGUCAUGUUAAAUUAAAAUGUUUUCAAAACCAUUGUCAGCUUUUGAAGAGCCAAAAACAAACAAAAGCGUUUUUCAACGAAAUGACAGUUCUGACAGUUGACUGCUUUCUGGAGCGCGCGCUCAAGAUAAAAACAAACAAUAUUAUUGCUGUUUCUUCUUCUUCUUCUUCUUCUUUUUUUUUUUUAUUCAGUUUUGCGAUUCAGGGAAAUCCAUUACCUGACUCGUGAAUUCCGCGUUAAAUUGCACUUGAAAACAGAUAUCUCGGUUUUCGCGUGCGAUUUAGCGCGGAAUAGACCUUGUCACGGUUUUCGACGCCAUCUUGACGAGAAGGCAAACGCGUGAGAAAUUACAGUGUAUGUAUGAGAAUCUAGUCUCGAAUAAUUUACGUAAAACGUCUGUUUUGAAAAAAAUAUGAUUUGUAAACUAAAGCUUCACUCUUAAGGAUUCUACUGAAAACAUUUGAGGGUGUUACAUGCGCUACAAGACCUAGAACUAUUUUUUAAAAUGUCUAUACAUUUGUCUGUAAAAAUUUCCCGGGAAAAAUUGCAGACAAAUAUAUGGAAAAUCUAAAGCAAGCUUCUGGAGAAAUUUAAGCACAGUAACAGCCCCCAAAAUUUGUUAGUAAAAUCCUUUGCUGUGCAACUUUAGUUUACAAUUCAUAUUUUUUUCCAGAACAGCCAUUUUACGGAAACCCGCGACAUUGCAUUCUCAUACAAACACUGUAAUUUCGCGCGUGUUUGGCUACUUGUCAAGAUGGCGUUGAAAACCGUGACAGGGUCUAUUCAUGAGUCAGGUAAUGAAUUUUCCUAUAAAAUUCUGUAUGCAUGCUGCAAGUCAUUUUUAGCAGCGAUCUUGCUUUAAUACCAUUUAUAUUUUAUGGGUGAUUCCAAAACAUGGCACUUCUGUUCCCUAAACACUAAAAAAUACCUUUGGAUGCUACAGCAUAAGGCAGCUCGCUUGCUUGACUUAACCAUUGUGACUGUCACAGAUAUCGGCGAAUGAUCAUGUUUCAGUUUAAAGUAACAAUGUGAAGUGUUGUUGACGACUCAAUGUCAUUCUUAUUCUGAUCAGGACUCGGCUGCUGCUGCUGUCAAAGAUUAAGAACUGUGAAUACUGAAGAAUCAAACACGCCAUAUCAGGUAGGUUAUUGUCAAUUCUAUGGUGGUCUAGACUUGCUUUAUAGAGAGAGUUCAAGAAAAGCGUUUUUAACUAAUAGGUGAAGCAACGCCAGUAGCUUAAAAGGGACAUUUUGCUGGAAUUUGUUGGUACAAGUUAUCUCUCCCGCACAGUAGAUCCGCGGGCCAAAUGGCAAGAAUGAUAUAAUUUACAGCCCACCACAGCGCCAGAAGGACCUGAAACUUACGAUUCCUGCUUCUCCUUCUUUUUUUAGAUCAACAGAUGUGAUAGGAUGAUUUGUGAACUGAGUGACAAACUAAGAGCCAGCUUAAAAGAGGUAAACAAAAUUAUAUCGUAUACAUGGGAAGAAGUAAGAGAGUGACCGGCCAAAGAGUAUAACAUGAUGUUUCCGCUUUUCUUCCAGUUUAACAAAUGAAAUGACGCAAUACAUGUGAACUGAUAGAUGAAACAAGCGAGCAACUUCGAUGUAGGCUGUGUCCACACGAAUCCAGACUUUUUUGAAACUACAUAUUUUGUAUUCAAAUUCGUUUGGAAGGGGCCUUACACCGCUCUGGGGAGCGGUCUCAAAACAAUGUGGUUUUGGUGAGCGCAUUCGUUGGUUUCGUGUGGGCAGAAGGCCGAUUCGUGUAAAAAGUGUGCAGUUUCAAAAAUGUCAGGAUUCGUGUGGACAUGGCCUUACCUCACGGGAAGAGGAAUAAAUAUCGCUAAUAGCAAUUGAUUAGUUAUGUUGAUAAUUCAUUUGCUGAAUAGCAGAUUCCUUACCAGUCCUUUUUCACUUAAUGAAGGUUCGUUUUAGUUUCUUUUGUUUGUUUGUUUGUUUUUUUUGGUAGGUUUCAAAAGUGGAAGCCCAAUUCAAAGCCCUAGAGUUAGAGCUUUCAAAAGAAAGACAAAUGCGCCAGGACAAAGAACAAGAAGUGGGUCAACUACUGUUUUAUUCCUCUAGUCAUACCAGAUACUUCUUUAACCGUCUCCGAACACGGUUGAAUGACUGUUUGACGUGUACUUUAUUUUUGCUGAUUCUUGGUCUUGCAGGUUUCACGACUGAGCACUAGAAUUGCGGAAUUAGAAGGAGAGCUUUCAAUUGCCAAUCAAAAGGGCCAUGAUGAGAACGACACUGAACAACAUGUGAGUCAACUGUCUGUUUAGUUUUAAAACAACUGCGCGCGAGGCUGUGGCACUUCUUGUUUUUAUUUCUUCUUCUAGUUGUGUAUCUGUCAAAUUUCAAUAUGCAUUUUGCACUAAGUCGUACCUCAGAAAUCCAAUAAAUAGGAAACGGGAAAAAGCAAAAAUUCCUUCGAGUCUACGUUGAGCUAAAAUAAAACAACCCAAGCACUAAGGGGUUAACUUGGUUAUUUCCUCUUAUUUAAUACACCUGCAGAUUAGUUUACUGUUAAGAAAAUGUAAUAUAAUGUUUCUGAAUAUCCGGGUCCUAUAUACACAGACCCGUUGAAAUAUGGAAUUAACAAGACAUUAUUCCCUGAAUUCUUACGCGUUCAAUUUUUCAAUCAAUAUUCAGCAAAGUGAUCUCUCGACUGAUUCAGACCAGUUAGAGCAUCGCGUUGAUGUUCAGUUAAGAAACAUCAACGACCAGCUUCACACAUACGUCACAUCCCCCCUGCAAGUACAAGAAGUGAAACAAGAUCAACUAAGAACAGCAGUAAAACUUGAUCUGCUGACAAAACUUAGCGAGCGGUUACAAGAGCUUUACACGGAGGCUCUAGGUAUGGUUAAAGAAGCCGGUAAAUGUAGCGAAGAUUUAAGGAAAGACUUCUAUGACCUUGCCUACCACGGGCUCAGGGCGGAACAUUAUGAGCUGGUCCACAGAGUCAAGGAUCUCAAAUCUGCCCAGCAGGAGAUGUCUGAGGAGGAAAAGAAGGAAUUUGACAAGCUGCAAUCAUAUCAGAGGGGCAGACAAAGCCAGGUCGACCAAUUAGAUAAACUAUGGAGAUAUCUCUUUACCCCGGUAUGUAUAAUGUUAACUAUCCUCCAACAUAACCAAAUUAACGGUUUGACUUUUAUUUUAUUUUAUUAAGCAUUAAUAGUUUUAGGUCCUGUUAAAGAAAAAAAAAACAACAAAAAAAGGACACUGGAAGACUGAAAGGCGGACACUUUUAAUAACUUGUAAUUCAUUUGGCGUAAUGGAAGCUUUUUCCAAAAGGCGAACAAAUCUCAGAACACUACUGAGGAUGGGUUGAGUCGAAUAAGAAUUUGACUAAUAAUCUCUUUUUCCUUGGCCCUUAAAAUCCACACUUUAAUGCUUCAACGAGGCCUUAAAAAUUGUGUUCUUUUUAAGGAACACAAAUAAUUUAAAGAAUUUAUUCCUGCCUUUAAUAGAAAGGAAUUCCACCUUCGAAUACGACUCCAAUACAGUGAAGUGAAGAAUACCGGAAAAGUUUCGGGCGAUAUUCAUUCCACAGAAAAUUACCAACAUUUAAGUGCAUAAUUGCCGAUUGUUUGCGAAAAAAGACUUCUUCUUAUUUUUUCAGAACAGUUAAGGAACUGUUUUUCUUUUCAAGAACAAACCCAAAACUGGUAUUGCUUAGGAGUCUCGAGCUAGAUCGAACAAUUAGUAUCCUCCAUAUUACAACUUCAAUUCAUUUAGCAAUGAAACAGCUGUGAGCGUAAAUUCUCCGUUAACUUGCAGCCUGAUCGCCGCCAGAAGACAGCAAUGUCAGCAGAUCCUGUGGGUCAGAACAAGCCAAGAGACGGUAAAAAGGUGGAUAAAGAUUACUUUAAUUUAGUUUAAUUCGAAAGAAAUUUGCACAGGGUAGCAGAAGGAAUAAAAAAAAUUGCACGGCCUAAUGGUCAUCCUUCAGGCGUGCUUCACGAUUCGUUUAUUCAUUCGAUUGUUUGUUCGUUCGUUCCUGCAUCAAUCCAUUCACUCCUUCCUUCCUUUCUUUCCUCCUUCCUUCCUUCAUAUAUUUAUAUUCAUUCGUUUAUAACUAGUCAGCCACUCGUUCAUCCAUUCAAUUCAGUGGCCUCGCAACGUGAAGACACAAAAGUUGUUGUUGUUGUUGUUCUUCUUCCUCCAUUUUAUCGUUUUACAUGACAACGAGUCUAAUUAUUAAUGUCUGAAGAAUGACUUUGUAUACGUUUGCAAGGCCACGAGAUACACUGACCCUGGCGACGUAUGCAGGAAACCUAAAGGGCGUGGAGAAGAUAGAGGAUCUGAAACGUCUUCAACUUCCAACGAUGGCAAACCAGACGAAGAGUCACGUUUGAAUGUAAGUAUUCCCUCAUUUCAUAAUUUUUCAGUACCUCUCCCCUCCUUCCCCCGUCUUGGGCAGACCACCCCUUCCUUUCAUACUUUAUUUGAGCCCAGAGUUUUCUAAAUAGAAGGUCCCUCCAAGAGGCUUUUGACGAUUUAUCAGCAACUUGUGUUCAAAACUUGCAUGUCAGACUUUGUAAGGUUGCUAGGCUGACAAUUGCAUGCGCAGUGACUGUAUCAUCGAAUUUCUUUUGUCUGACGAUCUCAGUAUACUAUUUGCUCCACUAACCUAGUUUUCAGGACUUUUCAAAAAUUUUGGCAACUCAUCAUAAACUUUUUGUGAGCGACAAUUUUUCUGAUCGACAUAUGCGUGCAAGGGGAGAACAAAUUAAGUCACGAAAGAGGUUCCAAAACUGAAAUUUUCGUCAUUUUUUGUCUUUUUCCUCUCCAUGCUCCUCAUGCACAGGAGCCAUCACCUGAUGAUACUUUUCCCCCAUGUUCACACGGUGUGAGUCGUGAUCUUACAAGUUUUGAUUGCAUGAGCUUGUGCACUGUCCGCAAACAGUAAUGUUGUUUCUAUUAGCACAUUACUUAGUGUUUUGGUUUGAGCUCUAGUCACUCGAUUAUUUUUUUGUUUCAUAUCACUGAAUGCACAAUACAGUCCACUAAUAAGCGAACAUUUAUUAAGCGCGGUCACCCUCCUAUUAAACGGUAACGUAACGAGAUGUAUCGUACUAGUGGUCUUUUACUUCCUUUCUUUUGGCGCAAGAUGAUCGGGUAGAAACACUUUCAGGUCAACUUGUCGUGGGAUACAUCUACUUUCUUGGAUAACUCAGGUUUUUCAAACCUGUAUUACACUGUAAGGUCAUUCAUCUGAAAUGGAUCCUACAGUGAAUUUUUUUUUCAAACUUUCACUACGUAAAAUUUAGUACAUAUAAACUUCAGAAAUCAAAUAAAAAAUGGGGGUCUCCUUGCUAACUAUUAAGAUAUAAAGGAUGCAAACGCCCCCAUCCUGAGGGUAUUUUCGCCAAUGUGCUUUCGCAAUUUGCAAAGUCGAAAAAAAAGAUUCAGACAUGCAAGUAACAUAAAAAAGGUUGAUGUAGAUAGCACUCUUAGAUGUAAGCAAGUUUGUGAUCUUUCAUGAGUUUCGCUGCUCUCUUCAACAACCUCAAAAUCCCCUCCCCCCUCCUUUUCUUUAAAACCUCUUCGCUGAUAUCUCUCGUCGUUUAAUUUUUACUUCUUUAACCCUGCGGAAACAGCCUCGUUUGUCUCUUGGCCGAUCUCCGAGGGAAAUGGCCGCCAUCUUGGAAAUGUUGCAAAUUACUCGCAAUUAGGGUUGGUGUCAUGCGCAGAGCAAAACAGGGACAUGACCUUAAGAGGUCGGGUAAGCCGUUCCCCAAGGGUGCCCGCUUAUCAAAGGUUUCACUUAAUACUGCCGAUUUUCGGUGUUGGUUUCUUGGUAGGCCUUGGUCACUGAAUACUUGUGGCGGAGCUCUCCCACGCGAAGCGCGCGCAGCGGAGCACCAUGGGUAAAAAAAUUGGGUAAUCUAUGCAUCCAAGAAAUUUAGGUUGUGAGAAAAUCGUCCGUUCGGAGUACGUCCGUACGUAAGUUCACCCCUUCAUGUAAGCUGAAGUGAAAUUUUGCAUUUCAAGUACCAGCGCGUUUCGGCAGUAAAAUCGCGUAGCCAUCUGGACUUUUAGAGAUUAAAAACAACGACAACGAAGCCGAUCCUUUCUUUCGACUUAAUUUUAAAGUCUUCAUUGGCGUGGAUAACAGUGAAAGAGCUAGAGCCAGAGAUAAAAAAUGCAAAGAAGACCAAUUUCGUUGAAGAAUAACAUGAAAAUUUUAUAGUGGCUGUGAGAAAAUGAGAAAUGCUAGCGGCCACCAAAGUAAAAAUGAGCGGCAGCAAAAAAAAGUCAACAGGACCACAUACAAAAUUUCCGCCAUAAAACGUGUAACUAGGAAGUUUUUGGGAGUUUCACGUUGUCGUCGUGCAAAACAGCGGCAAAGAAAUGUACAAAAAAGUGUGCUACAAGUGAAAAAAAGUUGUUUUUGUUUUUGCUAAUUAGACCUAUUUUUUGUUUUUGUUUUUUUUUUGUUUGUUUGUUUGUUUUCAUUGCCGUUGCCGUCGCCGUCGCCGUUUGGUUAGCAUUACACGAUUUUAUAUUUUGUUUCAGUAAACUAUAGAUAUUAACGAGAGCUUCGCUUUUAGCCCUGGCUAAAUCUAUAUAUUAUUUUGGUGUUCUGACUAGAGUGAAAGGUGGAGCAUUGCUAAUGCCCUAACCAAUGAAAUCUAAGGAGAAAGAUAGGGGAGGGGGCGUUAACCACGCACUUUUUAGCCAUAAUUAUAUUAAUACCACCACAUAAUUAUUAUAUUUAUGUGUUUCAAACUGCGCUGUCUCAGAGAUAUUUGAGCGAAGAGAUGAUAUCAAAAAGUUCGAAAGACAUGAAUAUAUUGAAAUAACCCAUGAUCAGAUUCUCUUUUCUUGUAUAGCUAAGAGCUGGGCAAAACAGCUUUAAAAAUCGCUUAAUGUUACAUAAACCAUUAUCUUUAGCUUGAGGGAGAUAAUCGUUACCUGGAUGCCUUUCUAAAAAUUGACUGAAUGUUUUAUUUUUCUUUAGCUGAGGAAAAUGAAGUCAACGGUCGACUCAGUCAUUCAAACCUUUUCUAAAAAGAAGGACAGUGGCGAGAAACAGAUGCGGAAUUGCUGAUUAUUAUUUGUACCAAGAAAAAUGAGAAUCUAUAUUGGUUCUGGUUUUCAGGUUCAUUUUAUUUAACUCGGUAGAAUAUGCACAUUUUUGUAGAGAGACAUUUUUGUAACGUCAGUUAGUCGAGAUAUCAAGAAGUUAGACUUGUCGAUUACAUUACAAACUUGUACAAAGUUAGAACGUUUGACCCUCUUGCAGCGAACAUUCUCUCUUUGUGUUACAGGCUCGAAAUAGGGUUCCGUUUCCGCAGGAGAGAAAUUACUAUAAGAACCCAGAUUUAACGUCACUUUGCUAGUUCAAGAAUAACAAUUUCUUCGGAUUUCAUUAAUUGCUAAAUUUUGCGAUUUUUUUAAAAAAUAUGUGUUAUAUUCGCACUUGCAAAAUUAGGGAAGGGUGAAUGUCUUUAAUCUUGUGCGUUUAAGUGUUUUUUUUUCUGCAAAAUUUAGUAAAUAAUUACGAUGAUAAU